Messenger RNA from Phycomyces blakesleeanus NRRL 1555(-), 1236 nucleotides. RefSeq lists its product as hypothetical. The transcript is spliced from 5 exons. NCBI's taxonomy places the organism in Eukaryota, Fungi, Mucoromycota, Mucoromycetes, Mucorales, Phycomycetaceae. Bases 1 to 1236 code for a protein of 411 amino acids. The record is from RefSeq and is a predicted model, not a curated record. Gene Ontology annotation, cellular component: plasma membrane.
AUGUGGACAAGAAUUAGAUGUACUGCCAUUAGCCUCUUCAAAAGGUACUGGUUUUUGGUCGGACUAGGUUUCGCAAUAGGUCUGGCAUGGGCCAUCCCAGAUGUCGGCAAGACCAAUGGCGUUCUCCAGGCGCAAUACACCAUCCGAUGGGGUGCGGUUAUCCUGAUAUUCUUACUGUCUGGUCUCGGUAUAGAAGUCAGAGAGCUUUUUCAUACAUUCUUACAGUGGAGACUUCACCUGGUUGUCCAGAUAAUCAGUUUUAUUAUCAUGCCUCUUACCAUGUACACCGUCACCUACAUCUUUAUGAGCGCCAAUGCCCCGAUGGACAACAUGAUGUAUAAAGGGUGGAUCAUUGCGUUGUCGACCAGUACGACUGUCUCUUCAAAUGCGAUUAUGACUCGAAACGCCGGGGGCAACGAUGGUGCUGCUCUAUUCAACGCCGCGGUUGGUAAUAUCAUGGGUGUCUUUAUUUCUCCUGCAUUGAUUGAAUUGUUUGAGAAUGACACUACACUAUUUCCCCCAGGAACCGAACGUGGAGAUCCCAACUAUCUCUCCAUUCUCAAGACUAUGGGACUUACUGUUCUCUUACCAUUAGUAGCAGGACAGGCCAUUCGUUACUUUUUCCCUAAACAAACGACUUAUCUGGCGGCCAAACUCCGGUUUCCAAUCAUCAACAGCUUGGCCCUCAUAGUUCUGGUUUGGUCUGUGUUUUGCGAUGGUGUGGCGAGCAAUGCGUUUGUGAACAUGAAGACUGUCGAUAUCCUGGCCAUUUUGUUUGUCGACAUGUUUAUGUAUCUAUUUGGCUGCGGUCUCUGUCUGUUUGUUGCUCGUCUCCCGUGGCCUAGACGAUACAUUAGAGAGCCUAUUUGGGUCAGAAAGUGGAGGUUCUCAAAAAAAGAUGCAGUGGCAAUCAUGUACUGUGGAUCUACAAAGGCAGCAUCUAUGGGCAUAGUGUUGAUCAAUGUGCUUUACAAUAAGAGCAGUUAUGAUGUUGUUGGUGUUCUAUCACUCCCAUCCCUAUUGUACCAUAUCUCACAACUCUUCCUUGGAAACUUUCAAGUUGGUUUUUUAAAAAAGUGGGUCAAAGAAGGUGAAAGAGAGUUAACAGAAGCUGAUGGACCCCACGACACCUCAUACGAGUCCAGGAUGACAUUACCGAGAUUCACAAAGGGACAAGUCAUAAUAGACGAGAUCAAGGAAAUCAAAUCCCACCCUCAGGUUGCCCCCACUGCAUAA